AUAUCGUUUACAACGAAGUGCAUGACUCAGUUCUAGUUUGGUAUGUGAUGUGUGUGCCAGUAUAAAAGUGCCAGAGCGGGAGGUUUGUCCACAUAUCAUCUGACAACAUGAAGGUCCUGCUUCUCACGCUGCUGCUCCUGCUGCUGUGUAGCACUCAAGUGCUCACACUCAGAUGCUACACCUGUGAAGGCGAGAACGACGACGUCUGUAAGACUGAGACAGACUGUCCGGCAUCAGCUCAGUACUGCAAGACCUAUGAGAAACUUGAUGAAUUUUCUCGAACUUGUGAGGAUUUCUGUGCUGAGGACUUUUUCACAACCUGCUGCCAAGAUGACCUUUGCUAGACCCAGGCAUCACUCAGCAUUCACUUUCGCUUUCUGAUUAAUCAAAAUAGUAUGAAAAAAAUGAAUUACUUAAAUCUGAACAUAAUGGAAGAUGAUUUGUUAGUUUAGUUUAUAAGAUCUGAAUGUGACUACCCUGUCUUUGAUUUGUCUUGCUUUUAUUUGGAAUUUCAAUUAAAUCUAGAAAUGUCUCAUUCAUCAUCUCAGCCUUCUGCACAAACUGCACAACACACUGGUAUUCACAGCCAUGAUUUUUUUAAUGAACUAGAGCAGGAAGCAGGACAACCACACAUACACACAGUUAAUCCCUUCCUGAUGUCACUUAGUGGGUCACAGCAACAGCCUAUUGCAAUGUGGGUCGCUGUCUGUCUCUGCUGCAAUGCAAAGUUGGACUCCAACUGUUUCAUCUGUUUCCAAAUCCUUAAAUAAAAAAAAAUAUUUUAA
Molecule: messenger RNA, 785 nt
Organism: Siniperca chuatsi (mandarin fish)
Lineage: Eukaryota; Metazoa; Chordata; Actinopteri; Centrarchiformes; Sinipercidae
Gene: ly6d
Product: lymphocyte antigen 6 family member D
Exons: 3
Coding region: 108-344 (78 amino acids)
Source: RefSeq, a predicted model, not a curated record